Messenger RNA from Rhopilema esculentum, 1656 nucleotides. NCBI's taxonomy places the organism in Eukaryota, Metazoa, Cnidaria, Scyphozoa, Rhizostomeae, Rhizostomatidae. The record is from RefSeq and is a predicted model, not a curated record.
AUGAGUUCAAAAUCGGAUUCAGGGAGUUCAGAGUCUUUAUCAGAAGAAACUUCUAGUUCUGAACUUGAUUAUGACAUUGAGCACGACGAUAGAGCGAUGUCUCCAGGUAAUGAUGCAUAUAGAAACGCUGGUUGCGUUCAGGAGGAAUGGGAAGACAGCCUUGAGCCAUAUACUGGGGAGCCUUUGGCUGACGAAGAAUGGCUGAAAAGCUACUAUGCAAGGAGAACCAGGACCGAAAAGCAGUCUGCAGUGUUAAACAACAGAUUUAACGGACGUUUGCCCAUAAGUUUGUGGUGCAAAUGUGAAAAUUGCAAAACUGAGCAGUUAACCAAGCCCAAUGAAUGCAAAUGUUGCACUGAGUUGGAAGCAGUAGCAUCAGCACUGACAAGUGAAAUUGUGGUGGAUGAAUUUGGCUCUGUGCCUAAAUGUAUUACAGAGCAUCCAGGAUUUAGGCCAUUGUGCCUAGAGCCCUGGUCACUGAGAUUUGCAGCUGAUAAAUACAAAACGAAGCUCAAAGAAAGAUACAAGAAAACAAAAUCAGAUUUCAGGUUCUUUCGUGCUGUAUCAUACAGAGAAUUUACAAGGCUUGUUCAUGGACGUCUGGGAACAGAAAGGAUCCCCCUCCCAGCUUGUGCCUACAAUGUUAUCCGUCAACAAUUUUCAGAACAGGACUUAGUUGGUUAUCAUUCGGAAUAAUUAUGAUAAUUAUAAUGCAAUUUUUUAAUGAUGGUAACCUAUUGGCCUGAGCUAGUUUUCUAAGGCCAUCAUGACUGGUCAUAUUAUAACAUACUUGAUAAAAAUCUUAUUGCAAUGUGUGCUUAAAUAUUUUAUUUUAUUUACAAAAUACAAGGCUAGAGGAGUGCUUGGCUUCUUUCUUAAGGCUGUUCCAAAAACUUGCCCCCCUAGUAGGAGAAAUCCUUUGGUGAAUCUUGUUUUUUACAGGGCAAGUUCUGAUUUUCUGGUGAAUCUUUUUAGCUCUCUAUUCAAACAUUGUCUUCUUCUAGUAAAAAGGUUUUGCAAAUAUUCAUUGCAUAUAUAAUGUAUUCAGAUUACCCAGGAUUUUAAUAACAGUCCUAUUUCAAAGCCUCUACAAUCAAUUUAUUUCCUUUUUGCCAGGGCAGCCCUAUAUAAAGUAGAAGCAUUUAGGUUCAGCUUUAUGAUGUUUAUGUACAAUUUCAUUUAAGUCCAUCAACGACAAUGAGUGUUGCCUCCAUCUUCUAAUUGUAUGGUUCUCUGGAUCAAGUUCUUUGUACUAGAAAUACAAGAAUCAUAGGUAUCUCAUCAUUAAAAAUUGUUUCAAGCAAGCUACCAACACAAUUUUUAACAUGUAAAUUUAUAUUGUUUUUUUCUAUCAGAAGUUUGCAAUCUUGGUUUUCUAGAACACCGUAAUUUUCCAAGCACAAUUUUCAUUAUCAUUGACUGGUAGCAGAACAUGGAAUGAUAUUUACUAUAUUUACCAGUACUUGUAGAUGGGACGGCUUCAGUGACCAUUGAUUUUCGGGCAAUGUGCUUUGCUUUACUGGCAGCUUUGUCCUGUUUAUCAAGCAUGGUAUUCAUGGGACAGGGAGUUGACUCUAUCAACUCUGCAAGGACAACUGGCAGGCUUUCAUUUAUAACGGACUCUUCCAUGAAUUUAUAAAUUUCAUCAACAUAAUC